UCAGUCCAGCAGGAAGAAGAAGAAGCAGAAGAGGAAGAAGGAACAAAGAUGGAGGAGUAUCCAGCCAGCGCGAACACUAAGCAAACAGAGAACCUCGACGACCCGCCCAACAGCCGGCUGUUCGCGGUCACCAGCCGCUCCAUCACGGAGGAUGAUAUCCGGGAGAGCUUCUCGGUGUUCGGAGAGGUGCAGGGUGUCUGGGUGGUGAAGGAUAAACAGACUAAAGAGUCUAAAGGGAUCGCGUAUGUGAAGUUCUCCAAGUCCUCUCACGCCUGUCUGGCCAUGGAGGAGAUGCACGGCAAGGUGGUGCUGGAGGGGACCAAACCCAUCAAGGUGUUUAUCGCCCAGUCACGGUCUUCAACAAAACACAGAGACGUUGAGGAUGAGGAGUUGACCAGGAUCUUUGUCAUGAUCCCCAAGUCUUUCUCAGAGGAGGACCUUAAAAACACAUUCAAAGAGUAUGGUGAUAUUGAGUACUGCGUCAUCAUCAAGAAUAAGACCACAGGGGAAAGUAAAGGACUGGGCUACGUGAGAUACUACAAACCCUCCCAAGCUGCCAUCGCUAUAGAGAACUGUGACAAAAGUUACAGAGCCAUCCUGGCUGAGCCUCGCACCAAGAAUACAGCACAAGAAGACUACUCUGGUGGAGCGCCCAGAGGGGAUUACAUGGGCGGCGGCGGUGGUGGUGGCGGCGGAGGCUGCAACGACCCAAACCAGUAUGCCUUCCCUAUGGGUGGCGGUAACGCGCCCAGAAACUCGGCAAAGACGAGGCUCAGGCAGGAGAGAAGACUGCUAGCAAGUAAUCAUAGAUAUAAACAAUCUGACCCUGGCAACUACCAGUCAAUGGACUACCGCUCCUCCGGUGGUGGUGGCGGCGGCGGCAGCGGUGACUUCACGCGGUGCCUGAUGUUGUCAACGCGGGCUGCGCUCACCCAGGAGCAGAUCUUUGCUCUCUUUGACCUCAUUCCUUGCAUGGAGUACUGUGAGCUGCAGAGAGACUCUUAUGGAAUGAGCAAAGGUCAUGCUUUGAUUCGCUACGGUAACCUUGGAUCAGCGGUUUACGCCAAGGAAAAGCUGAAUGGCUUUGAAUAUCCACCUGGCAACAGACUGGUAGUCAACUUUGUUGACGACGGAGAGGACCGCGGAAGCCCCGUAGGUCGGAUGGCCAUGCAGUUUGUUGCGACUCAGAUGAUGUCUGCACCGUGGAACGCACCCUCCUCCAGCCAGGGAAUGAAACCUCCUAAUUUCUCCGUCUCCUCGAUGCCCCGGAUCCAGACGGACGUCAGCCUGCCCCCUCUGAAGAAGCUCGCCCCACCUGAGAGCAAGACGAAGGAGCGCUUGUUUGUGGUGUUCAGCCCCUCCCCGCUGCCCCCAGAUGUGCUGGAGGACGUUUUCUGUCGCUUUGGUUCCCUUAUUGAGGUCCAUUUGGUUCCUGGGAGGAAGGUCGGAUACAUGAAGUAUGCAGAGAAACAGUCUGCAGAUGACGCCAUGGCGUUGCUCCACGGCCAGGUCAUCAAUGGAGUAAAGAUGAAGGUGAUGCUGGCUGAUCCUCCCAGAGAGGAAUCUCACAAACGCGCUCGUACCUACUAGGACCACGUGACCGGCGACUGUUGUCAUGACACAAUGACACCUGACCUGACCCGACCAACCGACCGACAUCGAGACCUUCUCCCGACCUCUGACCCGACCUUUGACACCUGUCUGACCUUACUUCUGGUCAGUGACCUUGCUGUGACUCACGUAUAUAACAAGUAGCGUCCACUGCUUAAAUGGAGUCUUAAUCAUUUACAGUCUGUGAGCAGCAGCAACAACAUGAGCAGUGUGUGUAUUUUGUGGUCAACGUCAUGCUUUUUAUGCUUUUUCUUUUUUUACAUCAUUUCAACGUUCACACUGCUUUUGGCUCUUGCUAGCUGGACUAACCAGUUUGACAACUACAGCAGUAGCACGCCAUGUUUUAUCUACAGACUAUUGAAGAAACGCAAAUUGAUCUACAAAUGGUCAUUUUGUGGAUGACGUAGUUUAAAGAUCUCACCAGUUACGCUGUAGUUCAGCUGGUUGGUAGCAUUGCUAAAAGCUAAAAACAGGAUUUGUUCAGAUGGAUCUAGACGGUUUAGUUUUUCAGAUCUGGUCCUUCCUUUUUUCUCUUACUGUCACUCCAUGUUGAGCUGUUCAUCAGACUAACUGUACUGUUUUUUGUCUCAAUAAAAAUCAGUUAAACCCCA
Molecule: messenger RNA, 2222 nt
Organism: Sebastes umbrosus (honeycomb rockfish)
Lineage: Eukaryota; Metazoa; Chordata; Actinopteri; Perciformes; Sebastidae
Gene: rbm45
Product: RNA binding motif protein 45
Exons: 12
Coding region: 49-1590 (513 amino acids)
Cellular component (GO): cytosol
Molecular function (GO): mRNA binding
Source: RefSeq, a predicted model, not a curated record